AUGGCUAGAAAGCAGAAAUUGACGACAGUUCAACGUAAAGAUCAGCGUCAGAAGGAGGAGGCGUAUUUGAAAGAGUUGCAAAAUAAAAUCGAGGAGUAUGAUCCAAAGGUUAGCAAGGCUAAGUUCUUUAAGGAUCUGCCGCUGAGUUCUGCCACUGUUAAAGGUUUGAAUGAGGCUUCGUUCGUGAAGGUCACUGAGAUCCAGAGAGAUUCCAUUCCUAUCUCCUUGAAAGGCCAUGAUAUAUUGGGUGCUGCGAAGACUGGGUCCGGUAAGACUCUGGCUUUCUUGAUCCCUGUGCUGGAGAAACUGUACCGUGAAAAGUGGUCUGAAUUCGAUGGUCUAGGGGCUUUGAUUAUUUCACCAACAAGAGAACUGGCAAUGCAGACGUACGAAGUUCUGACUAAAAUUGGUACACAUACUUCUUUUUCUGCUGGUUUGGUUAUCGGUGGUAAAGAUGUGAAGUUCGAAUCGGCAAGAAUAUCAAAGAUCAAUAUCUUGAUUGGGACCCCAGGCAGAAUUUUACAGCAUAUGGACCAAGCUGUUGGUUUGAGUACAUCGAACUUACAAAUGCUGGUAUUGGAUGAGGCUGAUAGAUGUUUGGAUAUGGGUUUCCAAAAGACACUCGAUGCAAUCGUUAGCAAUUUGCCACCUACAAGACAAACCCUGUUGUUCUCAGCCACGCAAUCCCAAUCCCUAACUGAUCUGGCAAGAUUAUCGUUAACUGACUACAAAACUGUCGGCACACAAGAGGUUAUAAAUGAGAAAAAUGGCACUGCGGCAAGUACUCCAGAAACGUUGCAACAAUCCUACAUCACUGUCGAAUUACCAGACAAAUUGGAUAUUUUAUUUAGUUUCAUUAAAUCUCAUUUGAAGUCGAAAAUGAUUGUAUUUUUAUCAAGUUCAAAACAAGUCCAUUUCGUUUACGAGACGUUUAGAAAAAUGCAACCUGGUAUUUCUUUGAUGCAUUUGCAUGGUAGACAAAAGCAAAGAGCAAGAACUGAAACAUUAGAUAAGUUUAGCAGAGCACAACAAGUUUGUUUGUUUGCUACUGAUGUCGUUGCAAGAGGCAUUGAUUUCCCAUCUGUGGAUUGGGUUGUUCAAUUAGAUUGUCCUGAGGAUGUUGACACGUACAUCCACAGAGUAGGUAGAUCUGCCCGUUAUGGUAAACAAGGUAAGUCUUUGAUCAUGCUUACUCCUCAAGAACAAGAUGCUUUCUUGAAGAGACUGCAAAUGAGAAAGAUAGAACCAAGCAAAUUAAACAUUAAACAAUCAAAGAAGAGAUCAAUUAAGGCUCAAUUGCAAUCGUUACUUUUUAUAGACCCCGAAUUGAAGUACCUGGGACAAAAAGCAUUUAUUUCCUAUAUUCGUUCCAUAUACAUCCAAAAGGAUAAAGAAGUUUUCAAAUUCGAUGAAAUUCCAACUGAAGAGUUUGCAGCCUCUUUAGGAUUACCUGGUGCUCCAAAGAUUAAGAUGAAGGGUAUGAAGUCUGUACAGCAAUCAAAACUGUUGAAAAAUGCUUCCAGAUCCUUAUUAUCAUUGUCGAAGACCAAUGAUGACGGUGAAAUAGAGAAGAAAGAUAAACAAGACGGAGUUAGAACGAAAUACGAUAAGAUGUUUGAACGUAAGAAUCAAACAGUGUUAAGUGAACAUUAUUUGAAUAUCACUAAAUCACAAGCUAAUGAAGACGAAGAUGAUGACUUCAUGACCAUAAAGCGUACAGACCAUGACUUGAAGGAGGAGGAACUACCAGAAUUAUUAUUGCAUUCUUCAAAGAGAGGACAAAAGAGAGCUUUGUCAAAGAAGGCUUCAUUAUCCACAAAGGGCAAUGCUACCAAAGUUAUAUUCGAUGAUGAUGGUGAGGCCCAUCCUGUUUAUGAACUACAAGGUGAGGAAGAUUUUGAAAAGGCUGGUAGUGCUGAAACUCAAAAACAAGAGUUUAUUGAUAAAGAACAAAAGAUAUUGAAGGAAGUGGAUAUAGAAGAUAAACAAGUAGCUAAAGAAAAGAAACAGGAAAAGAAGAGAAAAAGACUAGAAAACAUGAAGAAAGAAAUGGAAGCCGCAUAUGAUGAAGAAUUUGGUAGUGAUGAAGAAGAGCCAGUUGCAUAUCUAGGCACAGGCAACUUAAGUGAUGAUAUGGGCAACGACUAUAGCUCUGCGGAGGAAGGAGAGCCAGAAAGAAAGAAGUCUCGAUACAGCAAAAACAAUGACGAUUCAAGUGAUGAAGACGAUAAUAUUAACAACAACGGCGUUAUUGAAAUAGAGGAACCUGAAACACUAGAAGAUUUAGAGUCGUUGACAGCAAGGUUGAUCGACUAA
Messenger RNA from Tetrapisispora phaffii CBS 4417, 2316 nucleotides. It is a transcript of the gene HCA4, whose product is annotated as RNA-dependent ATPase HCA4. Gene Ontology annotation, biological process: rRNA processing. The transcript has a single exon. Gene Ontology annotation, molecular function: RNA helicase activity; ATP binding; nucleic acid binding. NCBI's taxonomy places the organism in Eukaryota, Fungi, Ascomycota, Saccharomycetes, Saccharomycetales, Saccharomycetaceae. Bases 1 to 2316 code for a protein of 771 amino acids. Gene Ontology annotation, cellular component: nucleus. The record is from RefSeq and is a predicted model, not a curated record.